AUGGAAGCAAAAAAGAAGUCAAAAAGUGUAACUUAUGAGCAAAAACAAUUGUUGAUUGAUUUUGUUCAUAAGCAUCCAAAGUUAAACUCUAAAAAGUUUGGACCUUCUUUUACUAUGAAGGAUUCACAGUUGUUGUGGCAAAACAUGACAAGUACGCUGAACCAAACAAUUGGACCGAAAAAAAAUUGGAUUGAAUGGAGAAAGUGUUUUCAAUAUUUAAAUUCGGCUGCAAAACAAAAAGUUCCUUCCAAAUUUCAUUACAACAAGACUGGUGGAGGUGAAAAACAGGACGAAGACUGCAUUGACCAAGCUGACGAACAACUGUUAGAUAUUUUAGGGCAUACUGCUAUUCACAGUCACGAAACUGUCACUGAACGUACUUGUAGAGUUUCAUUUUUAAGUGAUAACGAUAUAGUUACAAAUAUAUCAGAUAUAGAGGAGAUGAUUCCACUGAAUAUGCCUACAGAAGAAGAAGAAGAUGAUAGUAAUUUAGGUUUCAUUAUUGUUUCUGUAGAUUCAAAUAACAUUGAUGAGCCAGAUGGUACUGAAAAAGCAAUGUAA
Myzus persicae (green peach aphid) is the source of this 561-nucleotide messenger RNA. RefSeq lists its product as uncharacterized. The coding region runs from base 1 to 561 and encodes 186 amino acids. The transcript has 2 exons. Lineage: Eukaryota; Metazoa; Arthropoda; Insecta; Hemiptera; Aphididae. The record is from RefSeq and is a predicted model, not a curated record.